This is a messenger RNA of Leptomonas pyrrhocoris, 1573 nucleotides long. RefSeq names its product adenylosuccinate lyase putative (ASL). The record is from RefSeq and is a predicted model, not a curated record. Gene Ontology annotation, biological process: IMP biosynthetic process. Bases 146 to 1573 code for a protein of 475 amino acids. NCBI's taxonomy places the organism in Eukaryota, Euglenozoa, Kinetoplastea, Trypanosomatida, Trypanosomatidae. The transcript has a single exon. Gene Ontology annotation, molecular function: N6-(1,2-dicarboxyethyl)AMP AMP-lyase (fumarate-forming) activity.
GAAGCCGUUUUAAAACAGAGAAUAAUAACUACCUCCCUCAACCCUUCCAUUUGAAGCACGAGUACACAUUUCCGAGGAGGUUUUCUGUGUCGCCUUGCUCGUUGAAUACACAAGAAAGGAAAAGAAGAAAGGGAAACAAAGAACCAUGUCGUCGACUCCCUCCACCGGUGCCGCGAUCACGACGGCCCACGAGGUCCCUGCGGAGAUCAGCCAAGACAGCCCCCUCUUCGCCCUCUCCCCGCUGGACGGCCGCUACAAGCGCAACACGAUCUCGCUCCGCGCCUACUUCUCCGAGUACGCCCUCUUCAAGUACCGGGUUCAGGUGGAGGUGCUCUACUUUGAGGCCCUGUGCAAGGAGUGCCCGGCGAUCACGCAGCUGCGCGGCGUGACGGAGGACCAGCUGAAGCGGCUGCGGUCGGCUACCUUUGAGAACUUUACCGUGGCCGAUGCGAAGCACAUCAAAGAGAUCGAGGCCGUCACGAACCACGACAUCAAGGCGGUGGAGUACUACCUGAAGGAGAAGAUGGCCGCGUGUGGCCUGGAGGCGGAGCGGGAGUUCAUCCACUUUGGACUCACCUCACAGGACAUCAAUAACACGUCGAUCCCGAUGCUGCUGCGGGAUGCGCUGCUCCAGCAGUACAUCCCCUCGCUGGAAAGCUUGAUUGCGGCGAUCCGCAGCAAGCUGCCGCAGUGGGACGUCCCGAUGCUCGCCCGCACCCACGGGCAGCCGGCCAGUCCGUCCACCUUGGCAAAGGAAUUCAUGGUGUGGGUGGAGCGGUUGGAAGGGCAGAAGGCGAUGCUGCUGGCCAUCCCCAACACCGGCAAGUUCGGCGGCGCAACCGGAAACUUCAACGCCCACCUCUGCGCCUACCCGAACGUGAACUGGAUUGAGUUUGGCGAGAUGUUUCUGCGCAAGUACCUGGGGCUGCGCCGGCAGACCUACACUACGCAGAUCGAGCACUACGAUAACCUGGCCGCCAUCUGCGACGCGUGCGCGCGCAUUCAUGUGAUCCUGCUGGACCUCGCGCGAGAUGUCUGGCAGUACAUCUCGAUGGGCUACUUCUCGCAGAAGGUGAAAGCUGGCGAGGUAGGCAGCAGCACGAUGCCGCACAAGGUGAACCCGAUCGACUUCGAAAACGCGGAGGGUAACCUCGGCAUGAGCAACGCGGUGCUUGGUUUCCUGUCGGCGAAGCUUCCCAUCUCACGUCUGCAGCGGGACUUGUCCGACAGCACGGUGCUGCGCAACCUUGGGAUUCCGCUCGGCCACGCCCUCAUCGCCUUCGCCUCUCUGCGUCGCGGCCUCGACAAGCUGGUCAUCAACAAGGAUACAAUUGCGGCGGACUUGGAGCACAACUGGGCGGUGGUGGCGGAGGGGAUUCAGACGGUGCUGCGGCGGGAGGGUUAUCCGAAGCCGUACGAGGCGCUGAAGGACCUGACGCGUGGCAACGACCACGUGACGGAGGCGACGGUGCACACGUUUAUUCAGAACCUAGAGGGCAUCUCGGACGAAGUACGCCAGGAGCUGCUCGCCAUCACACCGUUUACCUACGUCGGGUACACGGCGCGCUUGUAG